This is a messenger RNA of Equus quagga, 2527 nucleotides long. RefSeq names its product potassium voltage-gated channel subfamily Q member 1 (gene KCNQ1). The record is from RefSeq and is a predicted model, not a curated record. Gene Ontology annotation, biological process: potassium ion transport. Bases 2 to 1480 code for a protein of 492 amino acids. The transcript is spliced from 9 exons. Gene Ontology annotation, cellular component: voltage-gated potassium channel complex; membrane. NCBI's taxonomy places the organism in Eukaryota, Metazoa, Chordata, Mammalia, Perissodactyla, Equidae. Gene Ontology annotation, molecular function: voltage-gated potassium channel activity.
AAUGCGAAAGGGCCGGGCGGAACAGGUGGGCGCACACGCGGGCGGGACGAAGCAGGUGAGCACCGACCGGGUGCCCCGUGCGCGCCGGUUGGUCAAGGGCGGGGCGUCCGGCCCGGGGCGGGGCACGCCAUCCCCGGGGACCGGCCGGCGGCCACCGCCCCCUCCCGGCCCCGCCCCCCCACUCCCGGGCGGGGCAGGCAGCGGCCCCCUGCGGCGGGCCUGGCAGAAGAGGCCGCCCGCGCUGCGCCCCGGCGCCUGUCUUCGCUGCAGCUCCCAGUGCCGCCGCCCAGCCGGCCCCUGCCUGGCCAUGGCCGCGGCCUCCUCCCCGCCCAGGGCCGAGAGGAAGCGCUGGGGCUGGGGCCGCCUGCCGGGCGCCCGGCGGGGCAGCGCGGGCCUGGCCAAGAAGUGCCCCUUCUCCCUGGAGCUGGCUGAGGGCGGCCCGGCGGGCGGCGCGCUCUAUGCGCCCAUCGCGCCUCCCGGCACCCAGGGGCCCGCGCUCCCCGCGUCCCCGGCCCCGCCGGCCGCGCCCCCCGCAGCCGCCGACCUUGGCCCGCGGCCGCCGGUGAGCCUCGACCCGCGCGUUUCCAUCUACAGCGCGCGCCGCCCGCUGCUCGCGCGCACCCACAUCCAGGGCCGCGUCUACAACUUCCUCGAGCGCCCCACGGGCUGGAAGUGCUUCGUCUACCACUUCGCCGUCUUCCUCAUCGUCCUGGCCUGCCUCAUCUUCAGCGUGCUGUCUACCAUCGAGCAGUAUGUCACUCUGGCCACAGGGACCCUCUUCUGGAUGGGUUUUCUGGGUGUGGAGCCGGCCAGCAGGUGCGUGCUGCAGCGCAUGGGGCUUUGGCGCACCGGCCUCCGUUGGUCACAGUGGCUCCUCCUGCUUCUCCGGAAGGAAUGUGCCGGCCUCGGGCAGGCGGAGGGACGUUAUACGUUCUCGUGGAAGAGCAGGGACAGGCUCAACGGCAAAAAGCUACGGGAGCACCAUCGGGCCACCAUCAAGGUCAUUCGGCGCAUGCAGUACUUUGUGGCCAAGAAGAAAUUCCAGCAAGCACGGAAGCCCUAUGAUGUGCGGGACGUCAUUGAGCAGUACUCCCAGGGCCACCUCAACCUCAUGGUGCGCAUCAAAGAGCUGCAGAGAAGGCUGGACCAGUCCAUCGGAAAGCCCUCCCUCUUCAUCUCCGGCUCAGAAAAGAGCAAGGACCGUGGCAAUAACACCAUCGGCGCCCGCCUGAACCGCGUGGAGGACAAGGUGACGCAGCUGGACCAGAGGCUGGUGCUCAUCACGGACAUGCUGCACCAGCUGCUCUCCUUGCACCAUGGCAGCCCCCCGGGCGGCCGUCCCCCCAGCGGGGAUGAGGCCCAAGUGGUCCAGCCCUGUGGUGGCGGCUCCAUCAACCCCGAGCUCUUCCUGCCCAGCAACGCCCUGCCCACCUACGAACAGCUGACCGUGCCCCACAGGGGCCCUGACGAGGGGUCCUGAGGGGGCCCAGGGCGAGAGGGGAGGUCCACCCCACCUCCCACUCGGCAGGGGCACCCAUGGAGCCACAGCCACCUCCUUGAAGGCCCGAGAGAGCAGCCCCUCUCUCCCUGGCCCUGGCCCCCCAGUGGGCCGUGCCACCCCUCGAGCCUGAGCUGGGGGUUCACCAAGGCCGCCUCUUCCCGGCCAGCAGGUACUAGAACUUGGCUGGGUGAGGGGCCCCUCUCAGCUCUGAUGCUGUGCCCCUCCCCCAUCGCUUGUGUGGUUGGGACACAGUGGCAGGGGGUCUGGCUGGCCCCCCGCAGGGCUGGACAUCCCGGGCACUUAGUCUGUCCCACGUAUGGCCAGGAAGCAGCAUAGAUGAAUGCAGGCCCCCCUGGUAGGCCCCAGGGGGCUUCCUGAGGGGAGAGAGAGGGACAGCCUGGACAGGGUCUGUGGGUACCCCACCCCCAGCCUCAAAUCCAGGACUCAGGUGGACCCGGGGAGGAAGCCAGCAGGGCAGGGCGGGCCCAGCCCAUGACGAAUAAGGACACAGGACCCAGGCCCACGAGCCCCCCUCCGAGGGUCCAGGCCUGGGCCUCCUCCCUCCGUCUCCAGAGAUGAUGACUCGAUUGACCCCGGGCUGUGAGGGGAGCUGAUCCUGAGGCCACAGCUUCCAGCAGGAGGGACAAGGCCCACCGCUGGCCCCUGACUGCUUCACUGGGGGUGGAAUGUCCCCCAGUUGGACUGGCAGCUUCUCCUACCCGUGCUGGAGAGAAGAGGAAGGCCCCCUCCGACCUGGCGCUGUGUGCAGCCCCUACCUCCAGCUCCCUGCCUGGUCCGAGCGGCUGGACAGACACACAGAACUGUCCCCUCACCUGACCAGCUGCUGUGCCGUGAGGGAGCCCAAGGGUGUCACAGUCUCUCCACAGGGCGGGGGCUGCUGGGCAUUACAUCUCGCAGAAAUCAGAAUAAUUUGUGGCGAUUUGGAAUCUGUUUUAAUGAGCUUCACAGUGUGAUUUUGAUUGAUUGUGCUGGCUUUUCCUAAUAAACGCGGAGAGCCGCGGACUU